Molecule: messenger RNA, 1036 nt
Organism: Bemisia tabaci
Lineage: Eukaryota; Metazoa; Arthropoda; Insecta; Hemiptera; Aleyrodidae
Source: RefSeq, a predicted model, not a curated record
GCCUGAUUUAAAAGAGAGAAUUUUGUGCGAGGUUCGAACACGAUCGUCAGUUAUUAACACGUCGCGAUGAAGAUGUGCACGUACAUUUUCUUCUUAUAUUCUAUCUCUCAUAUCGGAGCCUUCCUGGCUCUGACAGAAGAGUCACCCAUAGAUGCUGGUUUAAGGCCCCUAAUACUGGGACCAGAUAAGAAUAUACCACCCAAAGAACCACCCGAAAACGAGAUUUUGACCACACAUAUGUUGAAGUGCAUUCAAGAAGAAGCAAAUACUUUGGCAAAUUUAAGUAACACGGAGGAAAGAGCGGCGUUAAUAUUUGGCAAACUAAAGACGCAUGCCAUUACUAUUGCCGAAUGCCAUCAAACGACGGAACGAUAUGCAGAGCUGGUGAAGAAUUGGUCCAUGGUUCGAGCAAGGAGUGCCAUAGAGUACUUUGAAGACACUUACGGUCUGGACUCAGAUAUUAGUACAGAAGAAGUAACGAAAAUGAAGGACUUGAUUAAGAGGAGUGACGCUGUACGCAAAACACGAGGAGAAAAAAUAUACGCAGAGAAAGUUUAUGACCAAUUAAAGAUAUAUCGUCGGGCAGCACUGUGGUACAAGAUACUCUGUGAUAAUAAUACAAUUUAUCCCGCUACGAUAUUACUUGGUUUGAUUAAAGCGAAUAAAGACCCACCAAAAACCAAACCGGAGUUUAGUUUGUGUAUUGCCCAAGCGUACAAAGAUCUGUCUCAGGCACUUAUUCAUCCUGCUAUUCUCAAGAGUAUGACUGGAUCGAAUAUGUACGAUGUGAACUUAGCUGUAUUCGGAUGCUCGAGCGCAGCUUUGAAGAUUUUAUUAUCAACUAGCGACCCGUACGUGCUUCGCACGUAUGAAACAUACUAUCAGAGAAAACAGAAUUCAUCUCACAAUAAUCAAUAAUCAGUAGGACAUGAAUCGUUGCGAUAUAUUAUACGACAUUAUAAUGCGGCAUUACUAUUAUGAUGCAUUAUAAUGGAUUAUAGGCAUUAUAAAUCAUUAUUACCACGUGGGAAUGAAA